Molecule: messenger RNA, 1188 nt
Organism: Cucurbita maxima (winter squash)
Lineage: Eukaryota; Viridiplantae; Streptophyta; Magnoliopsida; Cucurbitales; Cucurbitaceae
Exons: 4
Coding region: 228-1019 (263 amino acids)
Biological process (GO): male meiosis II
Source: RefSeq, a predicted model, not a curated record
UAGAUGACAUAGGUGAAAAUUGGAAAAAAAUAAAUGAGAGUGUGUAGGCCCCAGCUUGCAUUCAUUACAACAUUUCCCCUUCCCUCUUUCUUCUUACUUUUCAAACCACUCUGGAGCCAAAUGCAUUUUUUCAAACUUCCAACAUUUCCCCUUUCCCUUUCUUGCCUGCCUCUGUAAAUGGAACAACCAAAUCUAACACAGCUUUCUUGAGCUUCUGCAGGUUCUCGAUGGGGUGUUUUCUAGCUUGUUUCAGGUUUCAUAAGCGUCGGAAGAAACGCCGAUCACCGGUAGAUGGACUCACAGUUAGCAACCAAAUACAUCUAAGCUACGAGCCUUUAGAUUCCUCUCAGAUAACAGCUUGUGAUGUUACGGACAAGCUCGAGAUUCAGAAUUCUAAACCGAGGGAUAGAUCUAAGGAGCAGGCUUGGGUCAAAAUCAGGAAGAAAGUUAGCUUUAAUCUAAACGUCCAGACCUACGAACCUGUUCCAGAUGAUCAAUAUUUCCUGGAGAGUGAUGAAGAGGUAAAAACCAAAGAACAUAGCCAAGAAGCAACCGCUAGAACGGAUUCUACUUCACUCACAGACAAGGAGUUUACGACCUCGAAUUCGGGAAAUUACCCUCAAAACCACAGAUACCAGAAUUGUGCGGAUAGUUGUGACGACGAAGAAGAUGAUUUUGGAUAUGGUGAAAGUGAUUUGGAAGACAGUGAAAUUGAUGAAGAACAUGAUGAGUUUGAAACUAAUAGUGUAGACAGGAGCCAACAAGUUCAUUCUGUUCUAAAACCAAUAGAAAAUCUUACUCAAUGGAGAACAGCUAAAGCAAAAGCAGGGACAAUCAGUAAGCAGCAGAUGAACAACAAGGUUAAGACAUCAGAGCAGCCACAAUCUCCAGCAUUUUUCAGUUUAAAUGAAUCGACAUUGAAUUCGAGACUAAGUUCGAGCUUACCUGAUACUCAAAAGCAAGAAAAGCCGGUGCAUUCGAGCCUCUCGGAUUGGUUGUCUGAACUGCAUAAAGGAUAACCAGUCAUUAGAUUCAUGUGUAGAAGAUUGUUUGUAUUUUUCUUUUUUUGAAUGAUUUAUUAUGAUUUGUUUGGUAAGUUUGUUGAUGCCUGAAGAUGUAAGAUUUGCUUUCUGUUGUUAGACAAAAUUGUUUGAUCAAAUAACAUGUUCAAGAGUUGUCUUACUGAUC